CAGGGGGACUACAAUUUUUCGAGGACUUGCGCAGUAGGACUUCUGAGUCCUUUAAAUGUACAGUACGUGCAAAGAUGGCAGCUCAAGUCGACUUGCACCGUGCGAAAGUGUCAGAAGAAAAGGUGAGGUGCAGUCUGGAUCGAUUCCUCAAGGAGAAGAAGAAAAAGAAGAAACGGGAGCUGUCGCCCUCCGCUGACAAACGGGAGAGGCUGGAGAAGAAAGUGAAGCUCCAUCACCACCACCACCACCACCACAACAGCCACCACCAGCACGGCGAGCACCGGAGCCUCCAGCCGCAUCAGCUGCAGCCCAGUCCCAAAGCCGUCAACUUCAGCGGGGACGAGCGCGUGCUGCACAGCCGCCACCACCAGCAGCAGCACGGCCACGGCCUCAGCAACGGCGCGCAGAAGAGCCUCCAGCCCGCGGUGCCCUCGCCCUCCCCGCGGAAGCCCGCGGAGCAGCUGCAGAAGAGGCGCGCGGCGCCGUCGGAGCCGCCCGCGCUCUUCACCUUCACGCCCCUCAAAGUGGUCAAGGCCCAGCCGCGCGACUUCCAGGAGAAGCCCAGGGACGCGGAGGUGAAAGCCAAGCCCAAGAAGGAGAACGCGGAGAACGCGAAUGUCAAGCACGUGGAGCUCAAUAAAAACAAGGUUUUUGUGACUUCUCCUUCUUUACCUGUAGAACCGAGGCCUCACAAUGAGAACGUCAAGUCUCUGACUCUGGAGGAAUAUCUCCUGAAGAAGAAAAAGAGGAAGAAGAAGCAUCGCGAGGACGAGCACGGCGCCAAGAAGGCGCGCUGCACGCGCAACAAAGCGGUGCAGACCGCCGGCGCCGACCUCCGUCCGCCGCUCGGCUCCGACGCGCCGCCGUCCGCCGCGGCGAAGCGCGACGACGGCCUCAAGCAGCAGUCCUACCUCCACGCGCUCAAACUGGGACACGGCCCCUUCCUCUCGCAUCAGGACCACUGCAUCCGCAGCGCGUGUCUGCAGACGGGCUCGUGGUACGGCCGCUUCAUGCACGAGGAGAAGCAGGCCAACGGCGGGGGGUCGGUGCUGCACGCCUACGCCGACGAGUUGGCCUGUCUGGCUCCGGCCGAGAUGGACGGCUUUGCCCGGGAGUUCCUGGAGCUGGCCUUUGCGGAGAGCCCGCGGGGCGCGGCCAAGUACGCUUUGACGGUGGUGCACAGGGCGGCGUCCUAUCUACCUGACUUCCUGGAUUACUUUGCCUUUAACUUCCCCAGCACGCCAGUGAAAGUGGAGAUACUGGGCAAGAAAGACAUCGAGACCACCACUAUCGCCAACUUCCACUCUCAGGUGAACCGUACCUACUGUUCAGGAACGUACCGGGCUGGACCCAUGAGGCAGAUCAGCCUGGUGGGUGCCGUGGACGAGGAAGUUGGAGACUAUUUCCCAGAGUUCCUUGACAUGCUGGAAGAGUCGCCCUUCCUUAAGAUGACCCUGCCAUGGGGAACCCUGUCGAGCCUGACCAUGGACUGUCGCUCUCAGAGUGAUGACGGGCCCAUAAUGUGGGUGCGACCCGGAGAACAAAUGGUUCCCACCGCCGACAUGCCCAAGUCGCCCUUUAAGCGCCGCAGGUCCAUGAAUGAGAUCAAAAAUCUGCACUACUUGCCGAGAGCAAGCGAACCCAGAGAAGUUCUGUUUGAGGACCGGACCAAGGCCCACGCCGACCACGUAGGCCAGAGUUUUGACUGGCAGAGCACUGCUGCUGUGGGGGUACUGAAGGCAGUGCAGUUCGGGGAAUGGAACAGCCGACCUCGGAUAACUAAAGAUGUGGUGUGCUUCCAUGCUGGCGACUUCAACGAAGUGGUCCAGAGGCUGCAGCUGGAUCUCUACGAGCCCCCGGUGUCUCAGUGUGUCCAGUGGGUGGAUGACGCCAAGCUCAACCAGCUGAGGCGAGAGGGCAUCCGCUACGUGCGCGUCCAGCUCUGCGACGACGACAUUUACUUCAUCCCGCGCAACGUCAUCCACCAGUUCAAGACGGUGUCGGCCGUCUGCAGCCUGGCGUGGCACAUCCGGCUCAAACGGUACCAGCCGGAGGAGAAGGUCAAGGAGGAGGAGCAGCCCAAUGGGCUCAACCCGGCCUUCUCCUCCUCGCCCGCCCGGCCCGAGGCCGUCUCCUGCGCGAGGCCUCAGAGCGAGAGCAUCAACGGAGGCGUGGCCACGACCGAGGAGCCAGAGUUCCAGAGGCCGGCGACACCUCCCCAGGAGCCCCAGCCGGCCCCCCCGCAACCCACCAAAUCCACCCAUCCGCCCCCAACAUACCAGGAUCCACAUUUUUAUCUGGCGCCAGACCGAGCUGGUUGUACAUCUGCAAAAGAAGCCACUGUUCCUAAAGCGCUUGGCCACUCUGCAGCCUUUCCCAAAUGACCUGCUCUCCCGCUUCCUGUCCGCUGCCGGAGGAAGGAUUUUACACUAAGACUGACAUUUAUGUCAAUCAGGAAACUCCUCACCUUAAACUUUUUAAUCUUUAAUCUUCAAAUGUGUUUUUUCAUUUUCAAGUAUGUUUAUUUGAACUGUGUGCUGUGUAUUGUUCAUGUUUGGUUGCGUCUAAACUGGAACUUUCUACUAUCUCAUGUAAAGAGAAUGUUAUUUUUAAAACUGACAAAAAAGUGUCCACGCUUGUUUUGGUGCGGACAUUUUUUUUAAUGUGUGUUUAGGCUUUAGCUGUGACUUUUGUACAGUUAUGUGACGACGGACGUCACAAAAGCAGGUAGACUGAUCGUUUGUGUUGAAUAUCCCGAUACUGACGUUACGCUGCUUCAUUCCUUCUUUCAUUCUUCAGACGAUCGCGUUCAUUAGACUGGGGACAUAGUCUUUUGGUCUUAUAAAUGUAUAGUAUUACGUUACACAUACUGGAAUUCACAGGUUGGCCAUAAACAGUGAAUACAGGAAAAUAGGAAAUAUAUUUGGGACUGAAGAUGAGACCCAUUCGUUUAUAUUCAAACAAAGCACUUAAAACAUUGGUUCAGCUUUAUAAGUUAAAUCACUUCUAAUUUAAGUAAUUUUAUACAAUGUCCUUUUUUUACUGUCAGAAGUAUUUUGAUAUUUUAUUUAUUUUCUUAAGAUUGAAGUCAACAUAUGACCAUAGGUUUGUAACUGUCUGAGCUCCUCUAAAUGACAAAGGAACCAGAGCUGGGGCAGCAAUAAUGGUCUGAAUCCUCAGAUUUUGGUGUAAAUAUUCUAGCGUAUCCUAGUGUUCGAGUUGGGGGUGUGUGAAUGUUGUCCGUGCACUACUUCUUCAUCUGGUUGAAAUCCAUUCACAGUUCUAUCAACCACUGGGUUGAUGAAGGCACCGUUGUAGAGAUCCCAUGGUCGUUUGUGAGUUCAGAUGUCACGUCAGAGGAGGAUGUCCAUUAAACCUAAACAACGACACCAAUGAAUUCCUUUUAAAAAUGUUGCAAAAGGUGAAGAUCAGCUAACCUGAACGGCGAUUUAAACUUCGCAGAUGUUUCCUGAGUUCUGUAUAAAGUGAGUGAGCACCACUGACUUUGUUGAGUGCCUUGUAUACAUUGAGCCUUGCUUUUAACUGUGUUCAUUUGUAGACGACUCAGCCGGCUGUCGGUCAAGCGACUUUGAUGUAUUUAGUUUUCACUACGUUAAAAAGCAAAUCACGUGACUGUGUUUUCUUUCCACAUCUGCAUGUCGCCUGCAACCAUGGAAACCACCAUGCCCCUCGUGCACAUUGGACAAAAGCAGAGUGUCUCUUUCUGUUUGUCAGCGAUCACACGACCUGGAAAUAAUAAAUCAAUGUGGAAAUAAAUCAAAAGAUGUGACACAUCAGCCUUUGGUCGUAUGUGUUUUAGGAAUUUAGUUUUAAGUUACCGACUUCUGUAGCUUCUCCACUGUUCCUCAUUUCAUUCAUUUACAUGACACCAUUGUCUCUUCUCUCCCUUAUUCGUGCGUCUUCCUCUCCUACACCUUCCUAGAGAUAUGUUGAUAGUCUUUGACCUUUCUUUGGUUGUGUAAUAAUUCAUAAAGUUUAUAAAGUAACUGAGAUUCAAGAAGACAAGGUUACAGAAUAAAACAGCACCUACUGUGGCAUGUGAGGGUAACAGCACCCACUGGGUCAUGUGUUUGAUGGAGGAGACCUGAUGUGCAACAGAAGUGUAGUACCACCAAGACCAUUAUGAUUGGGUACAAAUAUAAUAGAAUAAUGGUGAAAAACACCGUAAAAGAUCAAGAUGAUGAUCUAACGUCCGGGAAGCUGAAUCCAACCCCGUGAGCAACAGGUUUAUGAGGUGAUUUUGUGACCAAAAAGUCCCAGUCGAUCCUGUCUUCUGUCACUUUUCUGGGGAAUAAACGCUUUGUCAAACCUGGACCUUACUGCUCUGGACUUAGUCAUUUUUCCUACAUGAGGAUUACUGCUUUGGACUCCACACUUUGGGAGUUUACUAAUUUUAUGGAACCUCACCUUAUUACUGUGGAUUAACUUAGCUUUUCACCUCUGGGAAUUUACUAAUUUUCUGGAACCGUACUACUGUGGAUUUAGUUCAAUUUUCCUCCUUUUGGGAUUCAUCAUUUUAUCUCUGGAAUUUAUAUAUUUUGAAUGUUAUCAUCUUAACAAAGGAUAAUUUACAACUAUUGGAUUUAUAAAAGCUCAGUCAGAUUGGAAUACAAAAUUUAAAGGUUUUAGUGUUGAACAGGACAUUUUCUGUUGGGGGGGCUUCUUCCCACUGUUGCGCAGAGCUAGUUCAUUUGGGCUUUCUUCUGUAUAUGCUAUCGUAUUUUUAUGUUCUCUCGAGGUCUUUAACCAUACUUUGUGGAUCUCCUUGUUCAGUAUGAACAAACAAAACGAAUAACAUUGGAGUUCAGCAUUUUUAAUAAAUUAAUUUUCUGUGUAACAAAGUUUAGCAAAGUAGUUGCAUUCUAUGCAUAUUUAAUAUGCAUCACAUUCAGCGAAACACAUUUAUUAUUUUAAAAAAGUAACAUCCACUGUCGUAGCACGUGACCAUGAACAAGAUAAACCUAAACGCUAUAACAUCCUGAAUAACCCAGAAGCACUGGAAUUCCAAAAGCGCACAUGCACACACACACACACACACACACACACACACACACACACACACACACACACACACAAACACA
Messenger RNA from Betta splendens (Siamese fighting fish), 5102 nucleotides. RefSeq names its product lysine-specific demethylase 9. Bases 75 to 2384 code for a protein of 769 amino acids. NCBI's taxonomy places the organism in Eukaryota, Metazoa, Chordata, Actinopteri, Anabantiformes, Osphronemidae. Gene Ontology annotation, cellular component: nucleus. The transcript has 7 exons. The record is from RefSeq and is a predicted model, not a curated record.